This is a messenger RNA of Zophobas morio, 941 nucleotides long. Its product is annotated as protein SDA1 homolog. Bases 31 to 888 code for a protein of 285 amino acids. Gene Ontology annotation, cellular component: nucleolus. The transcript has 10 exons. Lineage: Eukaryota; Metazoa; Arthropoda; Insecta; Coleoptera; Tenebrionidae. Gene Ontology annotation, biological process: ribosomal large subunit export from nucleus; ribosomal large subunit biogenesis. The record is from RefSeq and is a predicted model, not a curated record.
UUUGUGUCAGAUCGCUGCUCACCAGAAAUAAUGACUGUAGGGAUUAACACCAUCCGGGCCAUCUGCCAGAGAGCGCCGUUGGGGAUGACCGACGCGCUUCUGCAGGAUCUCACCCAGUAUAAAAAGUACAGAGACAAAGGCGUUUCGAUUGCCGCCAAAACGUUGAUUAAUACUUUUAGAGAACUCAAUCCCGCUAUGCUUCACAAGAAAGAUAGAGGAAAAGAGGCAUCUCUGAAUAUAGAUAGACGAACUGUUUUCCAGUACGGGGAGGUGCACGCCUCCUCGUUUGUGCCUGGCACUGAACUAUUGGCGGACGGCGAUCUCGCAACUUCCGAGGACGCCAGCGGUUUUGACCCCCCAGAGGACAGCAGCGACGGUGAUUGGAUCGAUCUCGCCGAUUCUGCGGAGGGUGCAGAGUCGGUGGUUGACGCUGUGGUGACUCCUGAUAUUGAAAGAGCAGAGAAAAUCAGUAGCACUUGGAUUCUUUCAUCCGCUGAUUUCGCGGUCAUUAAGCGGAAAAGGAUGCAGGAAAAAUGCUCUGGCGCUCUACGGAAACGUCCUCGUGAGCAUCCCAUCAUCGUGAGCAAUAAUAACGAAAAGUUGACGGACCAAAUUAUCAGUAAAACUGCUAUUGAAACUUUUUAUAAGAAAAAAAAAAUGAGCAAAGAGGAAAGAAUUCAGUCCGUUAACGACGGCAGAAUAGGAAGAGCAAAGUUUGGAUCCAAAAAAAAUAAAAUGCGAACAGGAGGACUUUCUAACGCUAAAAAAAAGAACACGAAAAACUUUUUGAUGAUGCUGAAAAGUAAAAAAGUGCGGUCGAAAAAGUUUGCAGCGAAGUCUCAAAAAAAGAAACUUCGACGUCCCACAAAAAAAAAACCAAAAAAAUAAAGAACUUUGAAUCUUAGUAAAGGAUAAGUUUGUAAAAUUUGAGAAAGCUUAUU